GUAUACGAGUCGUAUAGGGUGUGCAGCUAUCAGGAACUAUUUUUAUUCAUAAAUUCAUCAAAAAAAAAAAAAAAAAUCUCAUGUCGAUUACUAUUAGUCCAACGGCCGGCUCGUGAAACACAUGAGACAAAACGAAGCAUUAAGUUAGGAAGAAACCAGUGAGUCUGAGUGGUGCAAAAUGGAAAUUCAAUCCCUAUGAAUCUUCCUAUACUGCAUUCAAAAUAAUAAUAAUGGCGUCAAUAGCGGUUAUAUUAUUGUUACUACUGCUCUCCUCGAUUGAUCAAAAAACUGUUGCGGAUGUAGUAGAUAAGCAACCCGAACCGAUUGGUUACGGCUACUCUCUUCGAUCUAUUGCCUUUGGCACAAACUUAUUGGUCGCUCAUCUUCAACUCAACAACAAGUCUUCUGUCUUUGGACCCGACAUCGAUCAACUCCGGCUCUUCGCAAGCUUUGAAACAGGUGAUCGGUUAAGGAUUCGAAUCACUGAUGCGAAACACCAACGAUGGGAGAUCCCAACCAACGUGCUUCCACGCCAAUCACAGCCUUACACCCUGCCCCAACAAUCUCACAACACAACUCCAGCCAACCUCUUUCUCUCUGAUCCUAACUCUGAUCUCAUUCUAACACUCCACAACACCACCCAAUUCGGAUUCACAGUCGCUCGUCGCUCUACUGCCGAUAUACUAUUCGAUACCUCUGGCACUGUUCUCAUCUUCAAAGACCAGUACCUUGAACUAACAUCGUCACUCCCAGCUCACCGCUCCUCCAUAUACGGUUUAGGAGAGCACACCAAGCGUACGUUUAAGUUAACACAUAAUCAGACCCUUACCCUUUGGAAUGCGGAUAUUGCGAGCCUGAAUCUCGAUGUUAAUCUAUAUGGAUCACAUCCGUAUUAUAUGGAUGUUAGAUCACCAGAUUCUAAUGGUAAAGUGGUGGCGGGUACCACUCAUGGAGUGUUGUUGCUUAAUAGCAAUGGCAUGGAUGUUGUGUAUAGUGGUGAUGGUAUUACUUACAAGGUUAUUGGGGGUGUUUUUGAUUUUUAUUUCUUUGCUGGACCGUCGCCGGAGUUAGUUAUGGAUCAAUACACUCAGCUCAUCGGCAGACCGACUCCCAUGCCUUAUUGGUCCUUCGGGUUCCAUCAGUGUCGAUACGGUUACAAAGAUGUUCAGGAUCUUGAGAGUGUUGUUGCUGGCUAUGCCAAAGCCAAGGUCCCUCUGGAGGUUAUGUGGACAGAUAUUGACCACAUGGAUGCUUACAAAGAUUUCACACUAGACCCCAUUAACUACCCAUUGUCGAAAAUGUCACCAUUUGUUCAAAAUCUUCACCAAAACGGUCAAAAAUAUGUGCUCAUAUUAGAUCCAGGUAUUAGUGUGAACACAACAUAUGAAACUUACAUAAGAGGAUUACAAGCUGAUAUCUAUAUAAAGCGCGAAGGUAAACCUUAUUUAGGUGAGGUUUGGCCUGGUGCUGUUAACUUCCCGGAUUUUUUAAAUCCAAAAGGAGCAAUCUUUUGGGGUGAUGAGAUCGAAAGGUUUCACGAUAUUCUACCAUUUGAUGGCCUUUGGCUUGACAUGAAUGAACAAUCAAAUUUCAUAUCGUCCCCUCCACUUCCAUCAUCGAAACUUGAUAACCCUCCAUACAAGAUAAACAAUGCCGGUUACCAAAGGCUCAUCAAUGAGAGAACUGUGCCUGCAAGUUCAUUGCAUUUUGGCAAUAUUACUGCUUAUGAUGCCCAUAACUUGUAUGGAUUUACUGAAGCCAGGGCCACAAAGGACGCAUUGAUAAAGAUAACCGGUAAAAGACCAUUUAUACUUUCUAGAUCGACGUUUGUGGGGUCUGGGAAGUUUACAGCACAUUGGACCGGGGACAACGCUGCCACAUGGGAUGACUUGGCGUAUUCCAUUCCGAGCAUAUUGAGUUCCGGGUUAUUUGGUAUUCCAAUGGUUGGUGCUGAUAUAUGUGGUUUUAAUGGAAACACUACUGAAGAACUUUGCCAGAGAUGGAUUCAGUUAGGUGCCUUUUAUCCUUUCGCAAGGGACCAUUCAGACAAAGCAACCACACGACAAGAACUUUAUCUUUGGGAUUCAGUAGCUGCAACAUCACGAAAGGUGCUUGGAUUGCGGUAUCAAAUGCUUCCCUACUUGUACACGUUAAUGUACAAUGCACAUACAAAGGGGACUCCAAUCGCACGACCAGUGUUCUUCUCAUUCCCACAAGACACCAACACCUAUGACAUAAGCACUCAAUUCCUCAUUGGCAAAAGUGUAUUAGUGUCCCCUGUCUUGAAGCCAAAAACAGUCGAGGUUGACGCUUACUUCCCAUCUGGAAACUGGUUCGAUCUAUUUAACUAUUCCAAUGCGGUUAGUGUGGGCUCAGGGACCCAUGUUAGGCUCCAUGCACCAGCUGACCAUAUAAACGUUCAUAUUCGUGAAGGGAACAUAUUGGUUUUACAAAAAGAAGCUUUGACAACGAAAGCAGCUCGAGUGACCCCGUUCCACAUACUCGUUGUGGUUAGCCGCAACGAGAAUAGCACUGGUGAGGUGUAUUUGGAUGAUGGGGAGGAAACGGAGGUUGGUGAAGUAGACGGUAAGUGGACUUUUGUGACAUUUACUAGCCAAGUUGCGGGGAACAAAGCCACGUUGAGAUCAGGGGUCCAGAAUGGCGGUUUUGCAUCAAGUCAGAAGUGGGUAAUUGAAAAGGUGACAUUUAUUGGGUUGGAAAAUGGUUCGAGUAAAACUGGUUACGCGCUAUGUACAAGCGCGGGGGCAGAAAUACGCGACGCAAGAGUGAAGGUUAGUGGUGGUGGGGGGUUCGGGAUGGCAGAGAUCUCGGGUUUGUCUGCGUUGAUUGGGAAAGAGUUUGAGGUAGUGUUGGAUCUUCACUAAUUCAAUAAUAUUUGUAUAACUUGUGACAUGUAAUAAUAAAAAAUAAAACGGCUUAUAUGUUACGAAAAAAACAUUUUAUUGACGUAGUUUGAAAAUAAAAUCCGAACUGUAAUAAUGUACAAAGCGUCGGUGUACCUAGAAUUUCUAUUUUCAUGGUAUAUUUCAGAAGUCCAAAAGUAUAAAAUUGGGACCACUGAAAAUGAGGUAGCCAAUGAACGUUAUUACGUGUGAAUGUGUAAUUAUGGACU
Messenger RNA from Helianthus annuus (common sunflower), 3133 nucleotides. RefSeq names its product alpha-glucosidase. Gene Ontology annotation, molecular function: hydrolase activity, hydrolyzing O-glycosyl compounds; carbohydrate binding. Gene Ontology annotation, biological process: carbohydrate metabolic process. The record is from RefSeq and is a predicted model, not a curated record. NCBI's taxonomy places the organism in Eukaryota, Viridiplantae, Streptophyta, Magnoliopsida, Asterales, Asteraceae. The transcript has 5 exons. Bases 231 to 2885 code for a protein of 884 amino acids.